This is a messenger RNA of Knipowitschia caucasica, 522 nucleotides long. NCBI's taxonomy places the organism in Eukaryota, Metazoa, Chordata, Actinopteri, Gobiiformes, Gobiidae. The record is from the annotation of a GenBank genome assembly.
AUGGGACUGGGCCACAGCUCUCGAACACCCCAAGUUCUCAUCAUGGGGCUGGACUCCUCCGGAAAGACAACCCUACUGACCCAAGUCCUCACCGGACACACCAUGGACACCUCCCCUACCAUCGGAUUUAACGUCGGCACCUUAGAUUUGGACAAAAAGAACAGCCUCACCUUAUGGGACAUUGGAGGCCAGAAGACUUUGAGAAAAAACUGGAAAUACUACAUGGACGACGUCAAGGCGUUGGUGUUUGUGGUGGACAGUACAGAUAAGGAGAGGUUACCAGAGGCAGCCGAAGCUCUCAAGCGAGUUUUGAGCGAGGAGAAAGUUAAAGGGGUUCCGCUCAUGGUGUUAGCCAAUAAAAAGGACUUGCCAAAUUCAAUGACCAUCAGGGAGAUCUCAAACCAGCUGAACUUGACGGUGUUGGAAGACCGGCUGUGGCAGAUCCAAGCGUGUUCUGGCCAGAGAGGGUUAGGUUUGAACCAGGCCUUCACCUCUGUCAACAAGAUGAUCAAAAAGAGCUGA